AUCGUAAAAUGGUGACCUAUAUGAGAAAAAAUAUUUUUAGCCGGAUUUUAAAUCCGUCGAAAAAGAAUAUCUUUAGUCUCACAAAAAUGAGUUCAUCUGUAUCCAGCACUUCUGAAAAUUUGAUAGAGACAGAAAAAAUAGGGAAUGUUUUUAUGAUUGGUAUAAAUCGUCCAGAACACAGAAAUGCUGUUAAUCCUGAAACAGCUCAAGAGUUGAUUAAAGCAUUCAAACAAUUUGAAGCUGAUAAAGACAGUUUAGUGGCCGUUCUUCAUGGAAAAGGAGGUAAUUUUUGUGCUGGUUUUGAUCUAAAGGCUUUGUCACAGUUGGAUAAUACAAAUUUCUCAUUAAAAGACCCUAAUAGUAGUGAUGAAGCUCCUAUGGGACCAUCUAGAAUGUUAUUUAGUAAGCCAGUUAUUGGGGCUAUAAGUGGUUAUGCUGUAGCUGGCGGUAUGGAGUUGGCAUUAUUGUGUGAUAUAAGAAUUAUGGAAGAAUCAGCUGUCAUGGGUGUCUUCUGUCGUAGAUUUGGUGUACCUUUAAUAGAUGGUGGAACUGUUAGAUUACCUCAAUUGAUUGGUCUAUCUAGAGCAAUGGAUCUUAUACUAACAGGCCGUCCCAUUUGUGGUAAAGAAGCUCUAGAAUUUGGUUUAGCCAAUCAGCUUGUUGCAACAGGAACAGCAUUAGGAAGAGCAUGUCAGCUAGCUAGUAAUAUAGCUCAGUUUCCACAAGAAUGUAUGUUAACAGAUAGACGUUCAGUAUAUAACUCAGUCUAUAAUAGUUCAUCAAUUAAAAAUGCUUUACAGUUUGAAUAUGUUGAAGGCAUCAAAGUUAUUAGUACCGAGUCUAUAGCAGGUGCUCAGAAGUUUACCAGUGGUAUAGGAAAACAUGGCAGUUUUAAUCUGGGAAAACCAUCCAAAUUAUGAUUUACACCAAAACAUUUCAAAUGAUACAAAUAAAUAAAGAUGUGCUUGAUUCUAUCAGAAAGAAUGGCAUCCGAAUCAAGACUAUCACUCAGAAAGUUUAUGAACUGAACCAUAGAUUGUACUGCGGUGUUUCAAAAUAAUUUAUUUCAGAACCAAUAAAUGUGCUUUCUAAUUCAGUUUAAUCAAGUAAGAUAAUUGACUCUAACGAGCUUAAAUAAUCAAAAAUUCAAUAAAUGAAUUUCACAGAAUCAAAUCAUAUUAAUCAAGGCGCUUGGAUUAUCAGCCGAACAAGAUCAGUGUUUCUGAAUGAAACUGUCGAAGAACCAGAAUAAAGAUUAUGAUUCAUAUUUAUGUAGACGAAUCUGGAGAGGAGGUCUAUGGGCAUCUGCCUGUUCACCAUUCUAGUUUUUGUGAAUAAAUAUUGUUUAAAAAUAAAUCUAAAGAAUCACAGACUGCUCACACGAGCUAUAUUUGAUUGCCUGGCAAUCUAUUUUUUAAAUAGAAUUGUACAUGGAUUAAUAUCAUAAGUAUAAAGAUAUGUAAUGAGUCUGUCAAAAAUGCGGUGUUACAAUGACUUUAAUUUCAAGACCAGUUACCAAUUAUUAGGGAUGGUGUCUGUGGAUGGUACUGACAAGCUAAUCAAACAGGAUGACAGAAGGGUGGUCCUUUGGACAAAUUGGUAUUGCAUAAAAAAGAUCACUUGCAAAUUGCAUUUAGAAGAAUAGGGGGAAAUGUAACUCAUAUUCAUCAUUUCUUGAACCUUCCAUUCCAGAGUUACGCCCCUUUUGACAUAAACCUUGUGAAUAUGAUAGAGGCUACAGUUUAAUGAAUUUGUUUCAAAUCUGGUGUGAAUCAUUGAAGUCAUGAGGCAUGAGGUGACAAUUCCUGUCGAUAUUCGGCAUUCCACAACGCCAAACUUGGUGUGAAGCAUUGGGGUCAUAAGGCAUAGCUGCUGAGUGAGCAUAUUUGCUCUCUUUGUGUGGAAUACCAUUCAAAAUGCACAAUUUCAUAUUUUACCCAGCGGUAGUCAUAGGCUAGAUUUUAGGCUAAGACUGCAGAUAUUUAUUUAUUGGUUUGAUAUAAUUUGUAAACAUAAAACAUCACUUCUAAGCAUAAAAUGAUAUUAUUUAUUGAUUCAUCAUUUAUAGUUUAAAGCCGAGAAGUAAUGACAAAUAAAACAUUCAUAUUCCAUAAGUUGUAAUAUAUAUCAUUUCAGAUAGAAUCUAUUUUAUUUAUAUUUUAAUAAUAAUCUAUAUAGAAUUUAUAUUAACAAUAACAAGCUAUAUUGAUAACAAAUAUUUAUUACAUUUUGGCUUAUAAUAUUUAGAAAUUUCACAGGGGUAUAUACAGUAAUACUAAUUUGGAUCUGUUAUAUUGAAGGCUAAUUCAAAUCCUACACAACCAAAUUUUUGUUUCAAUUUCGAACAAUAAGUUGAAUUAGUAUUGAUAUCUUUCCUUUAUGCUAAUAUGUAAAUGAACAUCAAAUAUAUCAUUUACAGCAUGUUUAUCUAUAUCAGCAGUAAAGAACAAUGGAAGAUAUUGCAUUGUAAAGCAACAGGUGUUGUCAUUUAUAUUGUUUUUUGUUUCCCUGCUGGGUGAAUAUUUCUGUAACAAAUUUAUCCCCCAUUAAAAGCUGACAAGUUAAACAUACUUAUGCAAGAGCUAAAUCUGCCUAUUGCAGGUCUUUCUUUAGGCCUGAAAUGUUAUCUAAAUUAUUAAUUAGACAUUAAUUAACUUAUCCAGACCAUAACCAACUCUCAAUGUCAUUACUAGCCUGCGAUAUUUACUGGAUUCGGAUCCGAUCUGCUGCUCUACCCUCAUUCAUGAUUAAAUCAAGAAAUGGAUAAUCAAGACUAUGUAUUUUAUCGUAUCGACUCUAGUAAUGAUGAUCGAGGCUAGGCCGAAAAUUCAAUCGCUAAAUUCUCCGUUCAGACUGGAUCAAUUUGAUUGAAAUUUUCAGCAAAUUCCCUUUACAUUAUCUAGUU
Molecule: messenger RNA, 2905 nt
Organism: Patella vulgata (common limpet)
Lineage: Eukaryota; Metazoa; Mollusca; Gastropoda; Patellidae
Product: probable enoyl-CoA hydratase
Exons: 7
Coding region: 9-920 (303 amino acids)
Molecular function (GO): catalytic activity
Source: RefSeq, a predicted model, not a curated record